Molecule: messenger RNA, 3104 nt
Organism: Folsomia candida
Lineage: Eukaryota; Metazoa; Arthropoda; Collembola; Entomobryomorpha; Isotomidae
Exons: 8
Coding region: 610-2736 (708 amino acids)
Biological process (GO): protein modification process
Cellular component (GO): cytoplasm
Molecular function (GO): protein-L-isoaspartate (D-aspartate) O-methyltransferase activity
Source: RefSeq, a predicted model, not a curated record
CCAGCAACCCGACCACCGAAUAAGUCUCGAUGUUAGAGAAGAUGAUACGUUUUUUAUCGGGUAUCAACAAAAAAGUGAAUAUCCACCCUGCCCGUGAACCGAUAAGUUCAAUGGGGAAAAUUAUGUUGAAAUUUAUUCCCAAUUUAAUCCCAAUUAAACCUUAAAUUUACGAUUAAUUUACGAUUUGUCUGCACGUUCCCAUCCAUCCAUCUGCUGUUUGCUUGGACGUAAUAACAUUUACUGCAGGUUCGUCAGUUUCCGUAAAAAAGACAACUCCGCAAUACUAUUUCUGAAAGUAUUUCUUCAUUCUUGGAGACAAAACGCAAUAGUUUUGGGAAGUAAUUGGGAGGAUUGCUUAUCUUUAAUAAGGAUAAGGAUCCCAUUGAACUCUGUGAUUGGAUAGAUGCACACAAAACUGGAGAGAUUUGUACAAUAACAAUAAUUAAUUAACUGCGCCAUACGGCAUGCUGGCUGAUUAAACUUUAACUGGAGAACGACACAUUUGUGAAGAUGAUAAGUUAACCGAUCUCGCGUCUUAAUUUUCUUCGACGUUUAAGAAACAAUUUAGAAAGAAGGAAAAGACGAAUUUAAGUAAAGGACGGAUUCAAAAUGGGAGGUGCUGUAAGUUCCGGGGAGAGUAAUGACGAAUUAAUUGACAAUUUAAUGGAAUCUGAUUACAUUAAGACGACCAAGGUGGAACAUGUCUUCCGAGCUGUGGACCGUGCCCUGUAUUACACGGAUGCAUUCAAAUCCAACGCGUACAAGGAUUUAGCUUGGAAAGAUGGGAACCUGCAUUUAUCCGCGCCCUGUAUUUACUCCGUCGUGCUGGAGAAUUUGAAGCUGGAAAAAGGCACAAGUUUCCUGAAUAUGGGGUCCGGAACGGGGUAUUUUAGCACCUUGUGUGGCCUAAUGAUUGGAAAGAAUGGGAUUAAUCAUGGGAUUGAAUUGCACCCGGAGGUCGCAGAGUAUGGAAGAGAUAAACUGGAAGAAUUCCUCUCCAUAUCGCCAGCAAUUGAUGGAUUUGAUUUUUGUAUGCCGGAAUUCGUCGUGGGGAAUUGUUUGAACCCGAUCUCGAGUAGUAUUCGCUACGAAAGGAUUUACUGUGGGGCGGCCUGCCCGGAAGAAAUGAUUCGAAAUGUGACUGAUUUGCUCAAAGUUGGAGGAAUAUGUGUAAUGCCAGUAAACGAUUCGCUCAUGCAGAUAACUCGCAUAUCUGAAACUACAAGUGAGAGAAAGUCUCUGCUCCCUGUCUCAUUCGCAACCUUGAUCGCACCACCACGCGGAGGAACCGAUAAGAAACCAGUCGUUCUUCCUAAACUGAACCCAUUAAGUCUGAAAGAACUGUGUCGGAUGGAAAUACGUGGCAUUAUUCGGAGCGGAUUUAUGCAACCGGACGGCCGCAUGCCGCCCGGCAAGGAGAAAAAGAAGCGUCGACACCGUCGCCGACAAUUGCGACAGGAACAGCGUCGUCGCGCCAGUCGACUUCUCGUCGUGCAAAGGAGACAAUCAGCCGGUGACGAUGGCGAAACCGGUUUCGUCGCGGUCGCCUACUCUCUCGGAAAUGACAACUCUUCCGGCGACGAAUAUUACGACGGUGGACUCGUCGUGCACGACAACCACGAUCACGAAGACGACGAAGAAGGAAUGAACGACGUAUUGUCCCCCGCGACGGACACGGAUGACACGCAGACUGACAGUGAUAACGAAAUGCCCGCUUUGGAAGGGGACAAUGUCCCCCCACCACCACCACCACAAGCACAAGCGUCUACUCUGCCAGAACCAGUAGCACCAGCCCCUAGCACGAGUAGCUCCUCUUCCUCCGCCGUCCCCCCAACGCCCCAGUCGUCAAGUAGUCGACCUCAUAGCAUCCUCUCCCGACGUAACGACGACUUGCCCCUUGCCGGCGAACCCGACAACAACGCUCCACCGGGCAACGGUUUCCUCGGGGCGAACGGAAGUGACACGUUUCUCCGCCGGAUUCGCGAACUUUACCAAAGAAGGGAACAAAGGGGUGGAUUUCGUCAAUUGUCCGGCCUCAUUGACGCCGUUCAAUCCGCCGCCCCGUUCAUGCGGGCACGUGCUGCGGCUAAUGCGGCCGCUGCUUCAACUUCUACCGGACAAAGAAGUGAAGGUUCCCCAAGUAAUUAUGACUCGGCAUGUCACUAUUCGUCACAUUCGUCUCUGACAUCCUCCACGAUUUCGACAUCAUCCAACGACACCUCGCCAUCCGACGAUAGCGACGAAGAAAUGGAUGGGCGACGAAUCAAUCCGAAUCAUCUCUUCUCAAAGAAUGGACAUCAUCAACCCAUUUCCGGCAGCGCGGAGUCCGGCGUGGUCGUGACGGAUUCGCCAGAACGGAAAGAUGACGACGACCAAGACCAAGAAAUGUUGGGCGACGAAGGUGACGACGCUGACGCCGACGCCCAGAAGGGCAAGAGCAAGAAGAUGCGAAAACGUAAGAAGGCCGGCAGUCAUAAGAAGACUCGUUACUUGCGUGGCCCCCUGAACCCCCCGCCCGCCGAAGUAUUUGAGGAAAUGGAGCGUGAAGCUGAAGAAGCGGAACGGCGGGUGGCAGAAGAAGACGCGGAAGAAGCAUUGCUCGACAACACGCCGGCCGGCAGACUGAAACGGAACCCGGCUUCGGUCGAGAUGCGAACCCGAAUCGGACAACUUCCCAUGCUCCCACCUCCGGUCAAAUUGUACCUUAAUUUUUACCGGCAACUCGACCUUGAUUGAUUUAUGCGCAUUUUCAUAAUAAUUAUUGAUGAUUAUUAUAAUUAACGAUGAUAACUGAUGAUUUUUUGGUGCUUUAUAAUAUUUAGCUACACACAAAUGAUGAUACACAUUUAGCUACGUAGAAUUGUUUACUUACUAUUAUACCGUUCUUAAGACUAAGAGUUGAUUGCAUUAUUCGAUAAUAAUAUGCAAAUUAUUACUGUUAAUUAAUUAUAUUCGUAGUAAAAUUAAUAGCUACAUGAAUGAAUACAAAUGAUAAUUUCUAUACUCUAUUGAUGUUUCUCGCAGCAAACUUUUUGCGCAGAGUAAAAUAAAAUGAAUUAAAAUGUAUUAAAAAUGAAAAGACAAGAUUAUUGGAGGUUAUCGAG